This is a messenger RNA of Rotaria sp. Silwood2, 864 nucleotides long. Lineage: Eukaryota; Metazoa; Rotifera; Eurotatoria; Philodinida; Philodinidae. The record is from the annotation of a GenBank genome assembly.
AUGAUAAUAUUUGGUGUAAUCAUAGUUUAUAAACGUUAUCGGCUUAUUAAUGGAUCUACAAACAUAAUUAUCUUGCAGGUAGCCCAAGCAUUGUGUGCCAGUAGUGGAGUUACUCUAUUUUUUGUUAGUUAUCGAUUUAUUCCAUUGCCAGAUCUGAACACAAUUCGACACACUCAGGUUGCUUGGACUGCUCUCAUAGCGAUGAUUAUUUUUCGUGAACGUAUUUCUAUAUCGGCUAUUUUAGCCAUCAUUUUAUCUAUGAUUGGUAUAGUAUGUGUUGCUCAGCCUACAUUUCUUUUUCCAGUUCGUCGACAAUCUCUUAAUACCACAUUAAAAGUAGUAUUCUAUAAUAAAACAACAUCGAAUGAUCUCGGCCUUGAAAUUCGUGGCGAUUAUCGUCUAUUGGGUAUUUUUCUUGCGUUAGGAUCUUCCCUUUUAGUUUCAUUCGGUUAUGUACUAAAUAAAAAGUUACUCGAACUCAAAAUCAAACAAAGUAUAUUACUCAUUCAAUUUUCUUCAUUUACACUUGUUCUCGUUACUCUUAAUCAUUUGUGGAAUCGAUUUUAUUUGCAUGCAUAUGAUCAUCGAGUUAUGUUCACUUGGCGAUUCGUCAUUGCUUCAUUUAUUUCGCUAUUUCAAGUACUUUCAUCAUCUUUAACCCAAAAAGCUAUCAAACGCGAACAUCCAUCAAUUAUUACGAUUGUACAAUCAUCAGAUAUUCUCUUUGCUAUUCUACUACAGAAUAUAUUUGCUACUGCAAAAUCAGAUUGGUUGAUACUACUUGGUGCAACUUUGGUUGCAGUUAGUAUAUUAAUUGUUGGAAUUAAUAAACUUUGGCAAGAUCGAAAAAAAUUGCAAACAUAA